Molecule: messenger RNA, 561 nt
Organism: Benincasa hispida (wax gourd)
Lineage: Eukaryota; Viridiplantae; Streptophyta; Magnoliopsida; Cucurbitales; Cucurbitaceae
Product: histone H4
Cellular component (GO): nucleosome
Molecular function (GO): protein heterodimerization activity; DNA binding; structural constituent of chromatin
Source: RefSeq, a predicted model, not a curated record
CUUACCACCAAAAUCAAAACUUGCGAUUAACCCAAGAGCAAUUUGUUCCCUAAUUUUCAUUGGAAAAAAUGUCUGGACGAGGGAAGGGAGGCAAGGGCUUGGGAAAAGGAGGAGCUAAGCGUCACAGGAAGGUUUUGAGAGAUAACAUUCAGGGCAUUACCAAGCCUGCAAUUCGCCGUUUGGCUCGUAGAGGUGGUGUGAAGCGUAUCAGUGGAUUGAUUUAUGAAGAAACCAGAGGGGUUUUGAAGAUUUUCCUCGAGAAUGUGAUUCGUGAUGCUGUGACCUAUACAGAGCACGCCAGGAGGAAGACGGUGACUGCCAUGGAUGUGGUUUAUGCAUUGAAAAGGCAGGGAAGGACUUUGUAUGGAUUUGGAGGUUAGGUUAUAGGUUGAUUUCACGAAUGAUUGUAUAUCUGGGUUUUGGAUUUAUAGUCAUUGAUGCUCUGUUAGUUUGACUUGGGGAGUCAUUCAUCGUUGUUCUUGCAAUGAAAUUCUAGUUUUCGUGUACUUGCUCUCUGACAGUUUCAUCCUACUCUUUCUAUGAAUGUUUACUGUGCACAAA